AUGUCGGUUGGAAGGUCGGCUAGGAGAUCUUGGGCGACAGGCUUUGGGCGAACCAUCUCGGCAGGUUUUACGAGUCUUCGCCAACGUUUUCUUUCUGGUAUUGGGAUUAGGUAUGGGUCAGAAGUUGAUGGUUGGUCGGCUGGAUCAGAGGUUGACCCUUGGUCAACCCGAGAUGUUGAUGCUGUUUGCAGAGUGAAAAUAGGCUCUCAAGAUAUAGAAGUUAAUGCAACUACAAAACAUUUCACUGAUAAUGUUGAAGCUUCAAUUCCUGAACAACGUCCUCGUAAAGUGCCUAGAAUAGAAUCCAAAGAAGUUGAUACAUCUUCUUUGACUACAAUAGAUGCUGUCAAAUGGCUUACAUUUCAAGCUUGUGCAUUUAGAGGUUGUGAUGAAAGUCAUGAUUCUAACAAUCGAGAAAAUAUUAUUGAAUUGAUAAAGCUCUUGGCAUCUUAUAAUGCAGAUGUGGCAGAUGUUGUGUUACACAAAGCUCCUCAAAAUGCUUCAUACUACUCGCAUCGAAUUCAAAAAGAGAUUCUUAUUAUUUUCUUUGACAAAAUACAAAGAUGCAUUCUUGAGGAGAUUGAUGAAGCAAAAUUUUGCAUUAUAGUGGAUGAAGCUCGAGAUGAAUCAAAGAGGGAGCAAAUGGCCAUUGUUCUACGAUUUGUUGAUAAAGAUGGCUUUAUAAAGGAGCAUUUUUUUGACAUAGUUCAUGUAUCGGAUACAACAUCAGCAACUUUGAAAGAAGAAAUAUAUAUUGUCCUAUCUCAUCAUAAUCUCAGUGUACAAAAUAUUUGUGGUCAAGGCUAUGAUGGUGCUUGUAAUAUGCGUGGAGAGUGGACUGGGUUACCGGCCUUAUUUCUUCAUGACAAUCAUUUUACAUAUUAUGUUCAUUGCUUUGCUCAUCGACUCCAAUUAGCAUUGGUAGCAAUAGCAAGAGAGGUUAUACCCGUUGUCCAAUUUUUUUCUUAUCUGGAUCUCACAGUUAAUCUAUCUGGCUCUUCUUGUAAAAGGCAUGAUCAGUUGAAAGUUGCUCAAGCUGAAGAAAUUGUAGCAGAAGUUGAAACUGGUAAAGGAAAAAAUCAAGUUGGGACAUUUAAACGGGUUAGAGAUACUCGAUGGGAUGCUGAUGGAGUUUAUGAUAAGAUUACAUCUUUAAAGUUUGUGUUUAUCUUACAUUUGAUGAGAGAUAAUAUGGGGACUACUGAUGAUCUUUGCCAAGCUUCGCAAUAUAUUCUUGAUAUGAGUGCUCGUUACACAUCUGGUAGAGGUCGUGUUUGUCACCAAAGAGAUCACAUUACUAUUAAGCAUCAUUUUUGGGUUGAUAUUUUUACAAUUACAUGUGAUUCUCAAUUGCAAGAAUUGAACAAUAGAUUCAAAGAAGAUGUGAUGGAGUUGCUUAUUCUUAGCUCUGCUUUAGAUCCUAGGGAUGAUUACAAUUCGUUCAAAAUUGAAGAUAUAUGCAAGCUUGCAAAUCAAUUUAUCCUAAUCACUUUAUAG
This is a messenger RNA of Camellia sinensis, 1497 nucleotides long. The record is from RefSeq and is a predicted model, not a curated record. Lineage: Eukaryota; Viridiplantae; Streptophyta; Magnoliopsida; Ericales; Theaceae.